AUGGAUAUCCCCAUCUCUCAAAUCAAACCAGUAUACAACCCUCACAACCACCACCCUCUACAAACCUCAUCCAGUCUUAUCCAAACCCUCAACCUUCACCCCCAUCCCGAAGGCGGCUACUUCGCCGAGACCGAUCGCAGUCCACACCCAAUCCAGACACACCCAAAUCACCAAGAGAAUGAAACCUCCCUCCGUGCCGCAAGUUCCAGCAUCUUCUAUUUACUGACCCCAACCGCCCCGCUAGGUGUUUUCCACCGGCACUGGGGCCGAACCAUCCAUAGCUGGCACCGCGGACGCGGGCGGUACGUGAUCAUCCACGCAGAUGAGGCUACAUGCAGCCACGAGGGCUCGGGGGAAUUCGAGCGAGGAGCGGGUAAAGGCACAGGCAAGGCACGGCUGGAGAGCUUUGUGGUCGGACCCGAUGUGGCGCGUGGGGAGCGCUUACAGUGGGUGGUGGGCGCGGGGAAGUAUAAGGCGAGUUAUUUGCUGCCGGAGAGAUCCAAUCAGGACGGUGGAGAGGUUGGGGGUUCGAAUGGAUUAUUGAUUAGUGAGGUGGUUGUCCCGGGCUUCGAGUUUGCGGACCUCGAGUUCCUAUGCAGAGACAAGAUGGGGGAAUUACUGACGGCAGAACAAGUACGAGAGCUUAGUUGGAUGCUGAAGACCUCGGAAGAAGAAGGUUAA
This is a messenger RNA of Penicillium daleae, 681 nucleotides long. RefSeq names its product cupin domain-containing protein. The record is from RefSeq and is a predicted model, not a curated record. NCBI's taxonomy places the organism in Eukaryota, Fungi, Ascomycota, Eurotiomycetes, Eurotiales, Aspergillaceae. Gene Ontology annotation, cellular component: intracellular anatomical structure. The transcript has 2 exons. Bases 1 to 681 code for a protein of 226 amino acids.